This is a messenger RNA of Equus quagga, 5879 nucleotides long. It is a transcript of the gene THBS2, whose product is annotated as thrombospondin 2. NCBI's taxonomy places the organism in Eukaryota, Metazoa, Chordata, Mammalia, Perissodactyla, Equidae. The record is from RefSeq and is a predicted model, not a curated record. Gene Ontology annotation, molecular function: calcium ion binding; protein binding. The transcript is spliced from 22 exons. Gene Ontology annotation, biological process: cell adhesion; negative regulation of angiogenesis. Bases 277 to 3795 code for a protein of 1172 amino acids. Gene Ontology annotation, cellular component: extracellular region.
GGUGCUCAGAGCAAAUGCGCGAUCAGAGGAGGAAUUGUGUCAUUGCUUCGAGGGAAUGAAUUAAACGUGCUUCCUCCUGUGUCUGAUUGACAGCCCCGCACAGCGAGGAGCGGUAUAAAGGAGCGGCUGCUGCCUGGAGGCCAGUGCUCGCCUGCAGAGCCGGCAGAGUCUCCCCAGAGCCAGAGACCUCAUCCUCCCUGGACGCGAUUCCCAGCUUGAAAUCAGCCAUCGUGACAGCUUUUUCACCUACCAGGGCAUCAGCGGCAGAGGGGCGGGAUGCUGUGGACGCUGCUCCUGCUGGCUCUGUGGGCCUCGUCCAGCACUCAAGCUGGUGACCAGGACGAGGACUCUACCUUCGACCUUUUCAGCGUCAGCAACAUAAACCGGAAGACCAUUGGGGCCAAGCAGUUCCGGGGGCCUGACCCCAGCGUGCCAGCCUACCGUUUCGUCCGGUUUGACUAUAUUCCACCGGUGAGUGCAGAUUAUCUCAGCAAGAUGGCCAAGAUCAUGCGGCAAAAAGAGGGCUUCUUCCUCAUGGCCACCCUGAAGCAGGACCGCAAGUCCAGGGGUACGCUCCUGGCUCUGGAGGGCCCCGGCCCCUCCCAGAGGCAGUUUGAGAUCGUCUCCAACGGCCCAGCGGACACCCUGGACCUCACCUACUGGAUAGAUGGCGCCCAGCACGUCAUCUCCCUGGAGGACGUGGGCCUUGCUGACUCCCAGUGGAAGAACAUCACCGUGCAGGUGACAGGCGAGACCUACAGCUUGUACGUGGGCUGUGACCUGAUCGACAGCUUCACUCUGGACGAGCCCUUCUAUGAGCAGCUGAAAACGGAAAAGAGCAGGAUGUACGUGGCCAAAGGAUCUGUUCGAGAGAGUCACUUCAGGGGUUUGCUGCAGAACGUCUACUUGGGUUUUGAAAAUUCUGUGGAAGAUAUUCUAAGCAAGAAAGGUUGUCAGCAAAACCAGGGAGCGGAAGCCAACGCCAUCAACGAAAACACAGACACGCUGCACCUGAGCCCCCAGAUCAACACGGAGUACGUGGGCCAGAGCUCGGAGAAGAGGCCCGAGGUGUGCGAGCGCUCCUGCGAGGAACUGGGCAGCAUGAUCAACGAGCUGUCGGGGCUGCAUGUCAUCGUGAACCAGCUGCACGAGAACCUGCGCAAAGUGUCGAAUGAUAACCAGUUUCUCUGGGAGCUCAUUGGCGGCCCUCCGAAGACGAGGAACAUGUCCGCUUGCUGGCAGGACGGCCGGUUCUUUUCGGAAAAUGAAACCUGGGUGGUGGACAGCUGCACCAAGUGUACCUGCAAGAAAUUUAAAACCGUUUGCCACCAAAUCACCUGCCCCCCAGCGACCUGCGCCAACCCGUCCUUCAUCGAAGGCGAAUGCUGUCCGUCCUGCUUCCACUCAGCAGAUGGUGAGGAGGGCUGGUCCCCGUGGGCAGAGUGGACCGAGUGUUCUGCCACCUGUGGGUCUGGCACCCAGCAGAGGGGCCGGUCGUGCGACGUCACCAGCAACACCUGCUUGGGGCCGUCCAUCCAGACGCGGGCGUGCAGCCUGGGCAAGUGCGACAACCGCAUCCGGCAGGACGGCGGCUGGAGCCACUGGUCGCCUUGGUCCUCCUGCUCCGUGACCUGUGGGGUCGGCAACAUCACGCGAAUCCGGCUCUGCAACUCGCCGGUCCCCCAGAUGGGGGGCAAGAGCUGCAAAGGGAGUGGCCGAGAGACAAAGGCCUGCCAGGGUCCCCCCUGCCCGAUUGAUGGGCGGUGGAGCCCCUGGUCCCCGUGGUCAGCCUGUACGGUCACCUGUGCUGGAGGGAUCCGGGAGCGGACGCGUGUCUGUAACAGCCCGGAGCCGCAGUACGGAGGGAAGGCCUGCGUGGGGGACAUCAAGGAGCAUCAGAUGUGCAACAAGAGGAGCUGCCCCGUAGACGGCUGCUUAUCCAACCCCUGCUUUCCGGGAGCUGAGUGCAGCAGCUUCCCCGAUGGGUCCUGGUCCUGCGGCUCCUGCCCAGUGGGCUUCCUGGGCAACGGCACACACUGCGAGGACCUGGACGAGUGUGCCGUGGUCACAGAUGUCUGCUUCUCCACGAGCAAGGCGCACCGCUGUGUCAACACCAACCCGGGGUUCCACUGCCUGCCGUGCCCCCCUCGCUACAAAGGCAGCCAGCCCUUUGGUGUCGGGCUGGAGGCGGCCAGGACCGAAAAGCAAGUGUGUGAGCCUGAAAACCCGUGCAAGGACAAGACGCAUAGCUGCCACAAGCACGCAGAGUGCAUCUACCUGGGCCACUUCAGCGACCCCAUGUACAAGUGCGAGUGCCAGACGGGCUACGCAGGCGACGGGCUCAUCUGUGGGGAGGACUCCGACCUGGAUGGCUGGCCCAACAAGAAUCUGGUCUGCGCCACCAACGCCACCUACCACUGCAUCAAGGACAACUGUCCCCUCCUGCCUAAUUCUGGGCAAGAAGAUUUUGACAAGGACGGCAUUGGCGAUGCCUGCGAUGAUGACGAUGACAAUGAUGGCGUCGAUGAUGAGAAGGACAACUGCCAGCUUCUCUUCAACCCCCGUCAGUUUGACUACGACAAAGAUGAGGUUGGGGAUCGCUGUGACAACUGCCCUUACGUGCACAACCCCGCUCAGAUCGACACGGACAACAACGGGGAGGGUGACGCCUGUUCCGUGGACAUCGACGGAGACGAUGUCUUCAACGAGAGAGACAAUUGUCCGUACGUCUACAACACUGACCAGAGAGACACCGACGGUGAUGGCGUGGGUGACCACUGUGACAACUGCCCCCUGGUGCACAACCCCGACCAGACCGAUGUGGACAAUGACCUCGUGGGAGACCAGUGUGACAACAAUGAAGACAUCGAUGAGGACGGCCACCAGAACAACCAGGACAACUGCCCUUACAUCUCCAACGCCAACCAGGCCGACCAUGACCACGAUGGCCAGGGUGACACCUGUGACUCGGAUGACGACAACGACGGGGUUCCUGACGACAGGGACAACUGCCGGCUCGUGUCAAACCCGGAGCAGGAGGACUCAGACGGUGAUGGGCGGGGCGAUGCUUGCAAGGAUGACUUUGACAAUGACAACAUCCCGGAUAUUGAUGACGUGUGUCCUGAAAACAGUGCCAUCAGUGAGACGGACUUCAGGAACUUCCAGAUGGUCCACUUGGACCCCAAGGGCACCACUCAGAUCGAUCCCAACUGGGUCAUUCGCCAUCAAGGAAAGGAGCUGGUGCAGACGGCUAACUCCGACCCUGGCAUCGCAGUCGGUUUUGACGAGUUUGGGUCUGUGGACUUCAGCGGCACGUUUUACGUCAACACUGACCGGGACGACGAUUACGCUGGCUUCGUCUUUGGCUACCAGUCCAGCAGCCGCUUCUAUGUGGUGAUGUGGAAGCAAGUCACUCAGACCUACUGGGAAGACCAGCCCACCCGCGCGUACGGCUACUCGGGCGUGUCCCUCAAGGUGGUCAACUCCACCACGGGGACAGGCGAGCACCUGAGGAACGCCCUGUGGCAUACUGGGAACACAGAGGGACAGGUUCGUACUUUAUGGCAUGACCCUAAAAAUAUUGGCUGGAAAGACUACACCGCCUACAGGUGGCACCUGACCCACAGACCUAAGACGGGUUAUAUAAGAGUCUUAGUGCAUGAAGGAAAACAGGUCAUGGCGGAUUCAGGACCCAUCUACGACCAAACUUACGCGGGCGGGCGGCUGGGUCUGUUUGUCUUCUCCCAAGAAAUGGUCUAUUUCUCAGACCUGAAAUACGAAUGCAGAGAUGUCUAAACCAGAUUUGCUGCAAUUCCAGCAACGUACUGUAGAUGCUGUUACCUACACACCUCAGCCCAUCCUGGUCCUUCCAGCUUCUCUCUCUUUAGCAGCACCUCCUGUCCUUGACCUUGACCUUGAGUGGUUCUUCACCUCUUGUCAUCGACCCCAAGCCCAAGUGCCUUCAGAGGACAAAUAUCGAUGGAACCCAAAGAUGAACAUCAAACCCACUACAGGAAAAACAGUUUGAUGAUAUACGAGACUUUAUGUGGAGUGGAAAUUGAGCAUGACAUGUCAUUGUUUUAUCUUGUUUGUUUAAAAAGAAUGACGUUUACAUAUAAAAUGUAAUUACUUAUUGUAUUUAUGUGUAUAUGGAGUUGAAAGGAAUAUUGUGUGUAAGCCAUUAUCAUAAAUUAAGCAGGAAAAAUAUUGCUACGCUAUUUUCAGUGCUGAAAGUUGUUCCUAUUCUUGGGUUAGAGCUGUUCUAUGGUAUUGCACGAAUUAGGUCAAUUAUAAAGAAGGGCCGACUCAAGUCUGAAGUCAGAACACAGUAAGGAGGAGGUCUGGAGAUAGUCGCAUGAUGCAGGACAUCAAUUCACUAGUUGGAACAUUAAAAAUAAUUAUGAGAAUAAACAAACACCCCUUCCCUCAUUCUCUUGUCCUGCAAUGAAAGCCCUCAUACCCAGCAGAAAUCCGGUUUCAUCCACGAAGGAAAAUUCCAGCAAAAUGGCUCUAACAUGAGUCCAGAUGUGGGGCUGGCAAAGCCUCCUCUGUGUGAAAGGUUAACGGAGCAAUGGGCUGGCCCUGGAGUUGGCCUCUUGUGCUGUUGUAGACUUGAGAAAACUCCUGGCCAGUUGUCGCUUGACUUUGCUUCUGAUCGCCAGAAUUUUUGCUCGAGCUUCUUUCCCAAUCUGUGCUCCUGGAUGGAGAAUGGACAAGCAGACAAACGCAUCAGCUGAUGAACUUUGCCAUCGAAUUCCUAUUCUAGGCUUUGAAGCUCUGGAAAAUUUGCUUCUACCUAAUUUGGUAACACAUUGCAUUAAGGUUCCAGUUAUAAAUGUUUUGCUAAUAUUUAUUAAAUGGAUACAGAAUGCAGUUCCAUUCACCAAUAACUUAUUUUAAAUAUGCCAAGUAACACAUAUGUAGCAUAAUUUCUAGAAAUAAACAUAUAACUAAUCUAUAAUAUAAAGAUACAGUUGCAGCAAAAUAUCUUCCCAUUAAAAUACCAGGAUUUAUAAUAUGUUGUCAUGAUAAAGCAUGCUAUAAAAUGUAAUAGAAUAAAUAAAUAAUAAUGAAGAGUUUAUAAUGGAACCUUAAUAUAUACUGUUGCCAGUGACUUUAAUUCAAUAUUUUUUACUAUUAUCUAUCUGCUGUACAUAGAAUUUUAAAAACUUUUAAUGCUAAGGAAAAAUCAGUUUUAAGUUUUGCCAGACACACCCAUUAACCAGUCAUAGUGAUAUAUGCAAGUUUGAUUUAUUUUUGCUUAAAUCGCAUGAUUUUUGUGCAGGAAAUGUUAGUUAUUCUCACUCCACAUAAGGGGUUUAAUAAGAGAAGUUUGUCUUUUCUGUCUGAUUUGGGGCAAAUCUUCCUCCUCUUUCUAUUCAUAACGAUCUCAUUUCUACAUCAAAUACAGGGGACCCAUCACUUUUGUCUCUCUUUACACGUUUCAUUUUGAUAAAGUUACGUUUCUUGCUUCUUUUGAGGUUGACUUUCUUUUUGUUUUGCUGCACUAUUUUUGCAUUUUUUGUGGAACUGUAUUCCCAAGACAGCAAAGGUUGGGAGCCUUCAUUAAAUGUAGCGAUUGUGAAGAGGUGUAGGUUUUCUGUGUUGGUGGUAUUUGGCCAAACCAUACAGUGGUGUGGGAUGCUGAUGUGAAUAUUUAGAAUGUACCAUAUUUUUUUUUGUAAAUUAUUUAUGUUUUUUUUUUAAACAAACUUCUCGUACAGGUGGAUGAAAGUUCAUUUGUUUUGCCAAAGACUGUAAAUAUUUAUUUAUUUGUUCACAUGGUCAGAAUUUCACCACUGAAACCCUACAUUUAGAUAGAGCCUCAUUUUUAUACUUUCAAGAUUAAUAAGAGGAAAUAAAUUGUAAAAAGGUUUUUA